AUGUCAACAGUCGGAUCCACGGUCGACAAACAACAUGACCUCCAUGGUCGAAUCGCCAGUGCCUUCGUCAACACCAAGAAGCUCGGAGCCGACAAAUUGAACAAGUUUACGCUGGACGCGCGGAUCAAAACCCUCGAGGCCAAUUGGACGCGAUUCCAAAAUAACCACGAAAGAUUGGUAGGCGCUCUAACGGACGAAGUCCGCCAACUCGCCUAUUUCACCGACAAUCUGUACAGCACGUGCGAAGAAGACUAUUUCGCGUCUACGUCAUCGAUUCUGCAGCUAAGGGAGUCGCUGGUCCCCGCUCAAAACGGCAACGGUGCUGACGACUCCGUCGCUCGCUCCAGCUCCUCCCGAUCCCUGCCCAAGAUCUGCUUGCCCAAAUUCACCGGGAACUACCACGAAUGGCCAGCAUUUUGCGACUUAUUUGACUCCAUGGUUGGCUCCAAUUCCGACAUCAACGCGGUAGAAAAAUUGCACUACCUCAGGAGCCAGGUUUCCGGAGACGCCUCUCGACUCAUCGCCAACAUCGCCAUCACUAAAGAGAAUUUCGCACGAGCCUGGACAGCCUUAACUUCUCGCUACGAAAACAAACGUCUUCUCGUAAAUUCUUAUCUCAAUCGUCUCUUCGAACUGAAACCGCUCACCCAGGCGACCUGCACGGACCUCAAGAACCUCCUCGCCACCGUAAAGGAGUCCCUGGGUGCUCUCGAAUCCCUCGGUGUCCCUGUCCAGCAAUGGGACGUCCUUAUGGUUUAUUUCGUGGCGAGAAAACUGGAUCCCAAAAUCCUUGAGGCCUGGGAACUGCAUUUGGGCGAGUCCACCGAGCUAGCGAACUUCUCGCAACUUGAGCUCUUCCUAGAAAGUCGCCUUCGCACUCUGGAAGCGGUCGGCUCGCGAAACUCAUCCAGCAAGGUCGCCGCCGGCCAAAAGCCAGCCUCCAAGCCAAAAGCAUCGGCAAGAGCGCUCGCCGCCGUAGCAACCAAUUCGACCUGCUCCUUCUGCUCAUCCGCUCACUACAUCGCGUCGUGUCCGGACUUCGCGACAAAAUCCGUCGUCGACAGACACGACUUCGUGUUGCGGAAAAGCUUAUGCUUCAAUUGUCUCGGUGCUCACCGCCUCAACGACUGCCGCAGCGUCAAACGAUGCCGUCGCUGCAAGAAACAGCAUCACACGCUACUUCAUCGCGAAGCAGCCUCACCUUCGCCGCAAACAAACGCCGCUAUUCAGAACAACGCGUCCGUGUCGCCGCCCGGUACAAACGCCGGCUCCGUGGCGUUUGCUCAUCUCGCCUCGUCGCACGUUACGAAAAGCACUCCGCCGGUCCUCCUCGCUACCGUUCGAGUACGUCUUCUCUCAGACGCCAAUCCAAGCCUCGUGGUUCGCGUUCUCCUCAACUAA
This is a messenger RNA of Ooceraea biroi (clonal raider ant), 1401 nucleotides long. RefSeq lists its product as uncharacterized. The record is from RefSeq and is a predicted model, not a curated record. NCBI's taxonomy places the organism in Eukaryota, Metazoa, Arthropoda, Insecta, Hymenoptera, Formicidae.